Anopheles coluzzii is the source of this 679-nucleotide messenger RNA. RefSeq lists its product as uncharacterized. Gene Ontology annotation, cellular component: cytosol. The record is from RefSeq and is a predicted model, not a curated record. Bases 221 to 538 code for a protein of 105 amino acids. The transcript has 2 exons. NCBI's taxonomy places the organism in Eukaryota, Metazoa, Arthropoda, Insecta, Diptera, Culicidae.
GGCUGUGCGGCUCCCAUCACAGAGACAGGCCGCAGCAGCAGCAGCAGCAAGUGCAAGUGAACCUUUGGUGUCCCACCGUCACCGAUGUGUUGGAACAGCUGCUAUAAAACCACCAUUUGCAGAUCGGCCCGGUUCAUUCGUGUGCUGCAUCGUUCGGACAGUGUGCGUGACCGUGUGUUGGGAGACAAGUACUGACCGGAAGGCUGAAUUCGCAUCAAUAAUGUCGCUAGAAACUGUCAUUGAGAAGGUGAAGGCUCGCGUGGCUGCCGUCGACCCGAACGGACCCCGGAAGGUGCUGGGAGUGUUCCAGUUCAACAUCAAAACCGCAUCCGGUGUCGAGCAAUACGUGAUCGAUCUGAAGCAGCUGAAGGUGGAGAAGGGUACGACUGCCACUCCGGACGUGACCGUCACCCUGACCGUGGAGGACCUGAUCGCGGUCAGUGCCCGCACACUGUCCGUUGGCGAUGCGCUAACGCAGGGCAAGCUGGAGAUCCAGGGCGAUGCCACGCUAGCCGCCAAGCUGGCCGAAGUUAUCUAAACGUCCCCGGGGGUCAUAAUGCACCUCAGCCUUCACGAUGUGAUUGUGAUUAAGUGCCGCCAUCCCCUUCCGUUGUCCGACUGUUUUUUUGCUUUUCGUUCAAUAUGAUACUUUUUUUUAAAUAAACAGAACACACUUUCA